Messenger RNA from Archocentrus centrarchus (flier cichlid), 1602 nucleotides. It is a transcript of the gene en2a, whose product is annotated as engrailed homeobox 2a. NCBI's taxonomy places the organism in Eukaryota, Metazoa, Chordata, Actinopteri, Cichliformes, Cichlidae. Bases 347 to 1156 code for a protein of 269 amino acids. The record is from RefSeq and is a predicted model, not a curated record. Gene Ontology annotation, biological process: regulation of transcription by RNA polymerase II; neuron differentiation; multicellular organism development. Gene Ontology annotation, cellular component: nucleus. Gene Ontology annotation, molecular function: DNA-binding transcription factor activity, RNA polymerase II-specific; RNA polymerase II cis-regulatory region sequence-specific DNA binding. The transcript is spliced from 2 exons.
UUUAUUUACCCUUAGUUUAGUUUAGGUGUAGGCAUUACCGAGCACGCUGAUAUUGGAUAACACUAAAUUGGAUGGUGCGCAAAUGGCAAAUGUUUUAGCAGUGAGUUAUCAGUUGUAAUCCGAGAUUGAGGGGAUAUAUAUCAAAAAGUAUGCUUUUGUCGGAGGACACAGUCGUAAGGCUUUGCAUGGUGUCCGAGGCACUUACUAGUAUUUGAGCUUUAUUUUUUAUUUGUUUUACUCGUGCAGUUUCUGCAGUCUAAUUUCCCUGAAGUUGUUCGCGAAUUUUAUUGCAACGGAGAGAGCGAUAAAGGGGUUAAAGAGAGUAAAGCGGGGAAAGUGAAUCAGUAUGGAAGAAAAUGAUCACGGCAACAGAGAUGUGGUGGAGCGGCAGGAGUCGGCGGAUGAAUCAAACAGAGCCAUCCUUCCCCUCUUACAGGCGCCGGGGAACCUGCAGAUCCCUCACCGGGUCACCAAUUUUUUCAUCGACAACAUCCUGCGGCCGGAUUUCGGACGGAAAAAGGACGGGGGCGCAAACCGCGAAGACAGUAGUCUUGCGUCUCGGGAGAGCCACAACAGCCCAACCGCCCCUCAGACCGAACCGGUGGGGAGCACUGUGCCAGCAGAAGGGACCUCCACUCCACACACGGUUACCGGGGCCAAGAAGCCUGCUAUAGCCGCCGAGGAGCCCCUGAAACCCCGCGGGGAGAACGGAGACCAGUGCCUAAGCUCAGACUCAGACAGUUCCCAAGCCAGCUCAAACCCAUCCCUGCAGUCUCAGCCCAUGCUGUGGCCAGCCUGGGUCUACUGCACCAGAUACUCGGACAGGCCUUCUUCAGGGCCAAGAUCUCGGAAACCAAAGAAGAAAACGACCAGCAAAGAGGACAAGCGACCACGGACGGCCUUCACAGCAGAACAGCUGCAAAGACUCAAAUCGGAGUUUCAGACAAAUCGGUAUCUGACGGAGCAGAGGCGACAGAACCUGGCGCAGGAACUGGGCCUGAACGAAUCCCAGAUCAAGAUCUGGUUUCAGAACAAGAGGGCCAAAAUCAAGAAGGCUACCGGCACUAAAAACUCUCUGGCCUUGCACCUGAUGGCACAGGGACUGUACAAUCACUCCACCGUCACGUCGAAAGACGAAAAAUCAGACAGCGAUUGAUUUCCAGAGAAGUAACAACAGCCUCCUGACGAAAAAGAACCUAUAGUAAUCCUAUUAUAGAUUUUUUUUUUUAUAGAGAUAUCACAGAAAAAAAAAAAACAUAAACAAAAAAACUCUACUUACAGGAAUAUUUAAUGACGCCACAGCAGAUAAAAUACUACAAAGUACUAUUACUAUUACUCAACGCUUACUCAGUAGCCUACAGAUGUACAUUGUGUCCAGGACACCGUAAGAAAUACAACACUACAAAAAGUAAGAAAAAGAUCACUACUACUUCGAGUCCCUACAGGAAUUUUAAUGCUACCAUAGGUCUCUGUAUGUUCCUAUGGGAAUAUUAUAGUGCUUUUUCGUAAUAUGGGAGGUUCAGAUAAGCCUACAAUGCAAUAAUUUCAUCGAAUAAAGGGCCAGUGUAUAGAGUAUACCAGCAUAAAUUGUUUGAAAAAAAU